CUCCAACAAUUAUUUCCCCUGACACAGUAUAAUAGAGCUAGAGGCUUUUUUGUCUUGUCCUUUCCAACCGCGACUGAACUUGUCGUCACAGCUGCGUUAACCAGCCCAGCGUGGGCUCUGACAGCUAAAAUGGCAGGCAUCGAUCCGACUCUUCCAAUCGUUAAGAACCUGCUGCUGCUUGACUCGGAGGGCAAGCGCAUCGCCGUCAAGUAUUACACGCCAGAGUGGUCCACGGUCGCGAGCCAGGCCAGCUUUGAGAAGGCGCUGUGGAACAAGACCAGCCGGACCAAUGCGCGCGCGGAGGCUGAGAUUAUCAUGUUUGACAACGUCGUGGUCGUGUACAAGUACAUUGGCGACCUGAUGUUCUACGUGACGGGCAGCCUGGAUGAGAACGAGCUGAUUCUCUACACCGUGCUACAAGCGUUCUACGAGUCGGUGACCAUCCUCUUGAGACAACAAGUGGAGAAGAAGACGGUGCUUGAAAACCUGGACCUGGUGCUGCUGGCCAUGGAUGAGAUUGUGGACGGCGGCAUUAUCCUGGAGACGGAGCCGGCCAUGAUUGCCUCGCGGGUAACCAUGCGCGGCGCGGACGGCGAGCAGGCGCCCGUGCCCAUCACGGAGCAGGUGGGGCUGGAGACGGGCCUGGAGACAUUCUCCAAGGCGCUGGCAUCCGCAAAGGAGCACCUGGCGCGCUCGCUGCUCAAGUAAAGCAGCAGCCGUAGCGGCUGCAGGAGCCGGCACGCUGGGGAGUAUGGAGGACUGGAAGGAGCGGAGGAGGCGGAGGCAGCGGCCCAUGUGGCGCAAGGCGAUUCAGGUCAAGGGAGGGUGGAGGAAGGGCUGUGCGAAGCCCGGCGCACGGCCUGAAGCGGCUGCGGCGGCAGCGCCCGCGCCACGAGGAGGAGGGCUGGAAGCGGCGUGGCCGGCUGUGUGUGGCUGCCCGCAGCAGCAGAAAAAGCAGCGCGUGACCUGCUCAUCAGCCCAAUGGCGGUUGGGCGCUUCGCUUGCUCGGGGGACGCCGCACGCCACGCGCGGAAUGAGUCGUGACGCGAGCGUGUGGCGUCGUUCAAAGACGCCCUCCGCGUGGUUGUAUGGACACUCAGGCUGUGGAUGUUGCAUGUAUAUUUGUAAUGGUGUUCUGGGCUAGUGGGCGAGAGGGGUUCAGCAGGGAAAGAGGGAAAGACAUACAAAAAAGCGGGUGCAGGGCGUUAGUGGCGGGGCCGGAGGGCAAGGCGCGGAUGGACGGCCGCGAUGUGGAGCAGGACCGCCGUGCACAGGACGGCGUGUGCUGGGCAGUCGGGCAUGGUGCGAUGACAGUAAUGACCGGACGUUUCAAUGCGAGAAGCGCGCAGGCUGCUGCGCGUGUCGCUGUGUUUUUAGUUCACAAUUGUUUUUGGCAUUCGCCAGGUGCGGGUGACGGAUUGGCGGGCUGCGGCGCCGCUCGCAGCGACACCCCAGAGGCAGCGACCAUUGCACCGCAGCGCGGGCAGAUGGCGGCGGGCCCUGGCGGGCCGGCUCGUGAUGGAACAUGGCAAGGGGCAGGAAAGCGUAGUCCCGAUGUGUGUGGCUCCCACCCGUGCCCACAUAAAUGCGUAGCAAGAAGGGACAAGGCAUUGGUGCGUCGUUCGCGCGCUGUUACUGUACCGACGGUAGCUGGCAGGUUGUGUCGAUGUUUUGCUGACGCGCAUUCCUCACGCUCCGGGCGCCCGGCCAAGGCGAUAGCACCACACAGACUCACCCCUGGCGGGCCGGCUGAUAUGGUGUGAAACAAUCUGAGGC
Chlamydomonas reinhardtii is the source of this 1776-nucleotide messenger RNA. RefSeq lists its product as uncharacterized. Gene Ontology annotation, cellular component: COPI vesicle coat. The transcript has 6 exons. Gene Ontology annotation, biological process: retrograde vesicle-mediated transport, Golgi to endoplasmic reticulum; intracellular protein transport; intra-Golgi vesicle-mediated transport. Bases 130 to 708 code for a protein of 192 amino acids. NCBI's taxonomy places the organism in Eukaryota, Viridiplantae, Chlorophyta, Chlorophyceae, Chlamydomonadales, Chlamydomonadaceae. The record is from RefSeq and is a predicted model, not a curated record.